CUUUUGACACGAAUAAUAAGAGUCAUAAUCUCUAAGCUAUAUUUCUGUUCCAUCACUUUUGACACUUGUGUUUUAUUGCAUUCUAUGAAAAUCCAAACAACCUUCCUCCAUUCCACACUCCUUCAAAUGAAGAACAAGAAUAAGAAUAAGAAGAAGACCAAGAACCGCCACAAUUACUACUCCGACAUCGAAGAACAAUCCCACCCAACCAGGAGAAAAAAGCCACGUGCCACGCCAGGGCGGCUGUGGGUGAAGGACCGUUCCGGAGCGUGGUGGGACGAAUGCAACAGCCCCGAAUUCCCCGAACAAGAGUUCAGAAAAGCGUUCAGAAUGGGAAGAGCAACGUUCGAUUCGAUCUGCGACGAGCUCAAUUCGGUGAUCGCCAAAGAAGACACCACCUUGAGGAACGCGAUUCCGGUACGGCAGCGUGUGGCGGUUUGCCUGUGGAGGCUGGCCACCGGUGACCCUCUGAGAAUCGUUUCGAAAAGGUUCGGUUUGGGAAUCUCAACUUGCCAUAAGCUUGUUCUUGAGGUUUGCAGCGCCAUCAAAACGGUUCUUAUGCCAAAGUAUUUGCAGUGGCCCAAUGAGGAUUCUUUGAGUAAGCUGAAGAAUGAGUUUGAAUCUGUUUCAGGGAUUCCCAAUGUUGUGGGAUCUAUGUACACGUCACAUGUUCCCAUUAUUGCCCCAAAGAUCAGUGUUGCUGCUUAUUUCAACAAGAAGCACACUGAGAGGAACCAGAAGACUAGUUACUCUAUCACUGUUCAGGGUGUCGUUGAUCCCAAAGGGGUUUUCACUGAUGUUUGCAUUGGUUGGCCUGGUUCAAUGAAUGAUGAUCAGGUUUUGGAAAAGUCUGCACUUUUUCAGAGAGCUAAUAAUGGGGGUUUACCUAAGGGUGUUUGGAUUGUUGGAGGUUCAGGGUACCCUUUGAUGGAUUGGGUUUUGGUGCCUUAUAGUCAGCACAAUUUGACUUGGACACAGCAUGCUUUCAAUGACAAGAUUGGAGAGGUUCAGAAGAUUGCUAAGGAUGCUUUUGAGAGGUUGAAGAGUAGGUGGUGCUGCUUGCAGAAGAGGACUGAGGUCAAGCUUCAGGAUUUGCCUGUUGUUCUUGGGGCUUGUUGUGUUUUGCAUAAUAUUUGUGAGCUGAGGGAUGAGGAGAUGGAUCCUGAUCUCAAGUUUGAUCUUGUGGAUGAUGAAAUGGUGCCUCAGGUAGCUCUUAGAUCCAUGACUUCCAUGAAGGCAAGGGAUGCAAUUGCUCAUAAUCUUUUGCACCAUGGACUAGCAGGGACUUCUUUCUUCAAUUGAACAGUGAAAAACUGAAUAUUUGGGAAAGUAGUAUUCAACUAGUUCUUUUUCUUGUGUCUUUCUAUUUAUGGUGAUGAUGAUAGAAUUCUCCAUCAUUGUUUCAUGAUAAAGGCUUUGUAAAAGAUAUAGUUGCCCCCUCCAACAAAUAAAUAUAUUGUUGUAGUCUUCAUAGGUCUAAGGCUUUUUUAUUUAUAUACAAA
Molecule: messenger RNA, 1502 nt
Organism: Arachis duranensis
Lineage: Eukaryota; Viridiplantae; Streptophyta; Magnoliopsida; Fabales; Fabaceae
Product: protein ANTAGONIST OF LIKE HETEROCHROMATIN PROTEIN 1-like
Exons: 1
Coding region: 85-1302 (405 amino acids)
Source: RefSeq, a predicted model, not a curated record